Molecule: messenger RNA, 4787 nt
Organism: Pomacea canaliculata
Lineage: Eukaryota; Metazoa; Mollusca; Gastropoda; Architaenioglossa; Ampullariidae
Product: probable peptidyl-tRNA hydrolase 2
Exons: 7
Coding region: 228-842 (204 amino acids)
Cellular component (GO): cytosol; mitochondrion
Molecular function (GO): protein binding; peptidyl-tRNA hydrolase activity
Source: RefSeq, a predicted model, not a curated record
CGAGGAUUAUCUUCUCCUUGUGUUGGUUUAUUUGCAUCAGUUCAGAGACACCGAUCGCUUCUUUUGGAAUAUUAAUGGUCUUCCUUUAUACUAGCAAUUUUUUUCCAAUUUUUGUUUAGCAGAAUACAUUCAAUUGAAGUCAUGAAACAUUAGGUAAUCCCUUGUCUGACUCCACCCUGCUUUCGCCGCACGACGCAACGUUCAUUCAUGCAACAAGGAGGCACUUUAUGAAAAUGGAAUCUGAAGAUGGAGGAAACAAUCCUCCGUUGUUUACUCCCAAUGAAGAGCUAGUUAUCGCUCUGAUGUCUCUGGGUUUCACCCGAAAUGCAGCCAUAAAGGGUCUGUUUUACACAGGGAACCAAAAUGCAGACCUUGCAGCCAGCUGGCUGUUUGAGAAUCAGGACAAAGACUUGGAUACACCACUUGAGCAUGAGUUAAUAGGUACAAGUGACAGCAGUGAGGAUGAAUUUCUGGAAGCAGGAGACUUCUACAAGAUGGUUUUUGUCGUGAAUGCAGAACUGGGAAUGGGACCAGGCAAAGUUGCUGCUCAGGUAGCCCAUGCAGCACUUAACCUGUACCGAACACUUCAAGAGAAACAAGCAUUGUACAGUGAAAUGCUUCUUAGCUGGGAGCAAUUUGGGGAAACUAAGGUUGUGCUUCGAGGUGAAACAACAAUACACCUGCAACAACUUGCAGAGCAGGCAAAUAAUAUUGGUCUGCCAUUCUACCUGGUGCAGGAUGCUGGCAGAACACAGGUUGCACCAGGAUCUGUUACAGUAUUGGGAAUCAUGGGAAAGAUUGAUAUAAUUGACCAGGUUACUGGCUCCUUGAAACUGCUGUAGCAGUCAUUUCUUAUUGUGAUACAUAGUAUUCACCAUCACACAAAGGAAUUAAGAACACAUAUUUGUCUUUUUCUUUAUGUUUUGAACUUAAAGAAACUAUUGACCAAGGCUUUUUUUUACUGAGUUUGCAUAGUGUUGGAAAGAUCAGCUGAAAUUAAUUUCACUAUCCUAUGCAUGUAGCUCUUAAUCCUAAGCUGCUUAAAAAGAUAAAUAGUGUUGAGAUGACAGAUUCAUUGUGAUUCCAAGCAUGGAAAAGAUUUUUUUUAGAAAAUGCAUUUUAUGUAAGACAAAGUGUAUUGAGGAAAACAAACCUGCUAUUUAAAAUGUUAGUUUUAAUGUUUUUCUUUGCUUUUCAUCUUAAGGGCUUUUAAAUUGACAAUUUGUGUUAGCCAAAGUGAGUUUGAUUUAAACUUAUUACAAAUAAAUUAAUGAACAGUAUUGACCCAUUCAAAAGUCUCAAAUAUUUUAGAUGCACGGCAUUAUUAGUAGCGAUGAGGGGAGGGGCAGUAACUUUAUCUUAAGUUGUGUGUAUAUGUAUAUAAUUAUAUAUGCAUAGGUGAUGCAUGUGUGUGUGUGAUUUAAAUAAGGCAAUGGGUGGAAGGUGUUUUUCCUUGUUUUAUUUCUGUAUGGCUUGCAAUUAUGUUCUUAGUUUCUUCCACAAGACCUUCACAUUACAGACUGAUUACGUUGUAUAAUUGUCCCACAAAAAUCUCUUCUAGAGCCCCUUGUAUACUCAGAAGUCAUUGAUUUUUCGACACUUGAGUCAAUUGGAAAGAUUUAAAGCAUGAACGCUGACUGAAUCCCAAGAAAGUGGUGGGUUGAAAAUAGUGAACUUUGAUGUGACAAAAUGUAUUAUAUGCAUUCAUAUUUGUGCUUUAUGCACAGUUUCAUUUGUUCAUCUUGUUUUCAGUCAGUGUAAGUUAUUGCUUCAAGGUGGCUACCUUUUUGCUUUUGUGAAGCUUUUUUCUUUUCCUGUAUAGUUUAAUUUGCUAUUGGCUUAAACUUGCCUUGCUAGGUUAUUCAAGGGUUACAAGUAUAAAUUCCAAUUCUUUUAUUCAGAUCAUUAAUUUUGUGCUAACAUUGGUACCAGAGCUGUCUACUAAUGGUAGCAGUAUGCAUACAAAAACCAGAUUUACAGUUUGAUUUGUUGGUAAUAAACAUAAUGGUGUACUGAGAAGUAGCUCUUACAGCUACCUUUGUCAUACGAAUGAAUACAUUUCAUGCAAAGUUCUUGUUUUAGCAAGCAAAGGUAUCUUUACAUUUCUACAUCUCUUCAUGAAUCUGCUCUCGUCUUGUGUUUUAAGAUUUGCUAUUAUCUGGAGAAAUAGUGUCUAUGAUGACGUAAUUAUCAUCAACCAUUGAGAUUGAGCAUACUGAUGAAGGCAUGUUAAUACAUGUUGAUGUGAUGGUUAUUUCAAUCAUGCUAUUUGUGCUUUUAACUAAAUGUAUUAAGAGGUAGGUCCUGAAUUGCGUUAUUUCUAAUCUUCUGGUUUUUUUCCCUGGACACAGAAUUUUAGCUGUACCAUUUCUUUCCCUUUUUUAAUUGGACCACUUCAUUAUUUUUAAUUGAAAAGCUUCAUUUUUUCUGAGGAUGCUAGGAAUUUCAUAACAAAACCAAAAUUGAACAGACAAGUAUUUUCUUUUUGUGGAACUCUUUUUGUAAAAAAUGUUUGGUGGUCAGUCUUGUUCAUGCCACAUGUGUUCAAUGAUUCCUGCAAAUCUGACAGAUUGGUAGGAAGUGAGUGUUGAGGGGAAGUUUUGUGCCUAACGAAAUUAGAAUAAAGAAUAUAUUUCUACCUUUUCACUAUCCUAUGAUUGUGUUUAUUUGUUUUGGUUGUCUAACAAGUUAAAGUAUAACAAAACUUUUUUUUAUUUGGGAAUACUGAGAAUGAACAUGUACAUGUAUUUCAUGUUUAUAAAUACCAGUUGUAUAUAAAAAUAAACAGAUUUUUCUAGUCAGUUUCCUACUUUAAAGUAGAUACAAUACACUGUUCAGGGCUAAAAACAAAAUAAAAUACAAAUAUUAUAGAAAUAGUUUUAGGCAUACCAACAAAUAAACUUGGACACAACAACAUAUCAUAAAAGUAUAGGUGAAGAUCUUGUACUCAAGGUAAGGUGCAAAAAAGUUAGUGUUUGAAAUGCUUGAAAGGUUUUUCUGCCAACUGUGUGAUGUCAGAGCUUUUUGGUCCGAACAGCAUUGGAUGCAAGUGCAACCUGACGAGCCACCUUGGGUGGGAUCUGAAGUCACAAGAGCUGGUUCUGUGUGAUGGAGAACUUCUUAAAACUUGGAUAAGUUUCAUUGCCUCAGUUGAAUGGUUGCAUUCUCUGGAAAGAAUAAGCCAGCUUCCUUGCAAGAGCCAGUCUGGGUGGUCUGCAGGUCCUGUUCGUGGUUUAUACAGGAAAUCGUGCACAACACUUUCAGCUAUGUUAAGAAAUUUCCUCAAGCCUUGUCCCUUAGUAGUGUGUCCCUUGAUGCCUGUGUCUUCUUUUUCUGCCAGUAUCUCACCCAGGAUGUGUCCUUGUUUGCUUUAGCCUUGUCUUCCUUUGAACUUUGCCUUGGACUAAGCAUGUCUACAGUGGGCUGAUGUUUGGUUUGGUUCCUUUUUGUUGAGGAACCUUUUUUUCAUGUUCCUUGGUUCUCUGGUACUGUUGUGGGCGAUCGAUAGUGCACACCAGGCCGCCUCCUGGUGUUUCUUCCCUCUACCUGAUCUUUAUUCUAGGGGAAGCAGAUACCCAAGGGUUAGAGCGCUGGCAUCUGAACUGAGAGAACUCUGGUUCAAUGCCCGACUAGAGCAGCAAACUCCCCCCUACCCCCAGUUGACCUAGCUGGCGAGAAUGGGUUGCUGACUCCUUAGAGGGUUGGGGAAGGUAAAGCAGCGAGGGAGUGGAGAUUUUGCACCGCCCUCAGGUAAAGCUGGUCCCGAGAAAAGUGAGAUCUCUAACACCUUACCCCCAAAUGAUCUGAAAAGGUUACUGGAUGACCUUUUCCUUUUUUUUAUGGUCAUGUCAUUUGGUAAGUCACGAAGAAAGAGAAUUCACUCUUAAAAUUUCAUUAAAAUCAUAGCAAUUAUCCUUAAAUGAGUAUAUAAACACCCUUUAAUGAUUUUGUUUGUAAGAAAAGGAAAUAGUUACCAAAACCUCUAAUGUGGAAUUCUUGCAAGUGGCAAAAGAAUGAGUGGAUGUGGCUGGGUACUUGCAGUGAGGUUGCUGUGUCUUAUUGUUAGAAUGUGUUGAUGUCAACCAUAUUGUGGAGGGAGGAAAUUGUCAUGGAAUUUACCUUGCUAGUUUUAAUAGCUUGGUGGAGGGCGUUUGGUGUGUCUAGCCACCUUCAUCACUGCCUAAAGCAUAUUAUUAUUCUUUCAUGACUUUCUAAACAUUUUUCAUGCAGUUAUGCAAUGUGAGAAUUGCUUGUUCUUUUUGCUAAGCAAACUUUGUGAUAUUGUGAAGGAAAUGGCUUGACCAUGUUUAAUAACUUCCGAAUAAUCUCCUGUUUCACAUCCUAAAUAUUCGAGAUACCAUAAAAAAGCAAACAGCUUAUAAAGUGGUUGCCAUUGGUCUCAUUAAAUGCAUUUAUUAUUUGUUUCAACUUGGAUUCCAAACUGAGGCACAUUUUUUUGUUCAAAAACACCUGAAUUAUAUUUAAAAACAGAUGACUUGGAUUGUGGAACUAUUGAAUUAUUAGUUGCAACACUUGGCCUUUAGUAAUAAAUUAGCCUAUUUUGUCAGCAGCAGUCACUAAAUUGUUGCAGAUACAGAAAGACUUAAGCCAUGAAUAUAAUUUUGCUUUAUUUUAUGGGACUGGUUUACUGUUACUGCACAAUGUGGUGUUAAAAUGGAGUCAUUUUUGUGUACAAUGUUUUACCAUGGCAUAAGUUGUUGCCAAUGAUCAUUGUGCAGAUUUGUCUUUGUGAAACGACUUGGAUCAAGUAAAUGUUGGCAAUGACA